Molecule: messenger RNA, 1252 nt
Organism: Nestor notabilis (Kea)
Lineage: Eukaryota; Metazoa; Chordata; Aves; Psittaciformes; Psittacidae
Gene: SPTSSA
Product: serine palmitoyltransferase, small subunit A
Exons: 1
Biological process (GO): ceramide biosynthetic process
Cellular component (GO): serine palmitoyltransferase complex
Molecular function (GO): serine C-palmitoyltransferase activity
Source: RefSeq, a predicted model, not a curated record
AUUCCAUGCUCAUUUCCAUCGUUGGAAUGGCACUGUACACGGGCUACGUGUUCAUGCCUCAGCACAUCAUGGCAAUAUUGCACUACUUCGAAAUUGUGCAGUGAUGAAGAGCGUAUUUUCAAGAAGUAAUCGGGCUUUGAGAUCUAGUCUGCGAAGAAGAAGGAGCAUCUUAGUUUUAACAAGACUUCUGCCAAUGUCAGAAAGACACAAUUACGACUCUGAAGACUAGCAAACAAGAUAUGUAGAGCAGGGACAUGAGGUGUCCCCUAUGUUGUGUUCAUUCCUUUUAAUUUUACAGAAUAGGCCCUUGUAUAGUAGUUUUGUCUACUUUAACAUUGUGAUUGUACUUUGAUAUCAGUAUUUUCUUAACUUUGUGACAGUUUCAAUAUUGCACUGUGAAAGCUUUUCUUAAUUGUAAUUUUGAGUAAAUCUUACUUGCCUUCUAUUUUUAAUCGGAAAGUCAUCUUAUUAAAUGGGGCUUAAAGCUUUUGCUAUUGUAUGGUAUGUAUUUGCCUGGAUAUUUCUAUUAAUGCAUUUUGUAAGAAAAUACAUCUAGAUUCAUAUUAGAGACGUGGAUAUAUUCGUCUUAACACUAUUUGCAGAAGUUAGUUUGUACGACUGAACUCAGGUGUACUGUUUGCUGUCCAAACUUUGUUCAACAGUAUAUUUGUGCGUAUCACCUACAUUUGGAAUUAGCAGUUACUUCAAGUUUCUGUAUUCCACCUGUUGGAGGAGGGACGGGAGAUGAGGCAUUGAGGCAGGACGAAGACUCUUAUUUGUUAUGUUUGGAGUAGUGCUGUGGUCUGGGGCUUUAUCUAGUAGGGGGGGAAAGUACUUUUCUUUACUGACAUAGGCCCACAUAUGGCUUUGGGAUAGCACUUUAAAUCAACCCUGUUUUUCUAGCUACCGACUCAGUUGUACUUUUACAGGAUGCUUUAUUAUGUCCCAAUGGUUAUGGUUUCUGCUAAUGUUCAUUCAACAGUGUAACUAUGUCUAGGUUUGAAAGGGGUUUUCUAUUGCUGCUAGUGUUCCAAACAUGUUUUCGCUACAAAUGACCAAAACAUAAAUGGACUUGAGUUACAACUACAGCAAUAAGUAGCUGAAUACUUGGCUGAAGUCCUGGCUUUUUUUUAAUAGGGAUUUUUUUCAGUUUUGUAUUCUGAAAUGUAAGAUGGUGACAACUUUCCUAAGUGGAGGGGUUUUUUUGUUGUUGUUUAAAAAAAUAAAAGUUUAAAAGCAGAGCUUUGAUGCA